AUGGAGGCGGUAGGGGUAGUUUCCGCGCUUUUGGGCCUCCUGCCCUCCCUUGCGAAGCUGCUCACCAACGAGGAGCGCCUGGAAGAGACCUUGAAGGGCGAGCUGACGAAUCUCAAGGACGAGCUGAUGAGCAUGGAUGCUUUCCUUGGGGAUGUCUCCAGCAUGCCACCGGACCAGCUUGAGUCGCAAGUGAAGCUCAGGGCGCGUGAGGUCAGGGAGCUGUCUCAUGCCAUCGAGACACACCUCCACUACUUCAUGGCGCGCAUCGAGUUGACCAAGGGCGCUCUUCUUCCUGCCAUGAGCAAGAGGAAAAUUAACGAAGAGAUGGAAAGCUACAUCAAACAAAUCAUGUUGAAGAUUAAGAAGGUGAGUGCACGGCAUGGACCGUAUCCUUCUAAGAGUUCCCUGGAAAGUACUUCCACAUGGGAAGCGGGCACUCCUAUGUUUUCCAUGGACACCAGUGAAUCUAACCAUGUUGGCCUAGAAGGGGCAAUUGCCAAGCUAACCAAGAAGCUGUCCCAUGGCGACCAUGUCUCCAUUGUCGGGAUGGGGGGGAUGGGCAAGACCACCCUUGCUCGAGCAGUCUACGACAAGAUGAAAGGUGAUUUUGAUUGUGCAGCUUUUGUUCACAUCGGCCAGAGAGCUGACGUGAAGAAGGUUCUGAUGUACAUCUUCGACGGACUUCACAUGGAGAUCUAUGGUCAUGAACCAGACCAACACCAGCUAACCAACCAGCUGCAAAAUUUCCUGGUGGAUAAGAGGUGUUUAAUUGUCAUCGACGAUAUAUGGGAUAAGGGAACAUGGAACUUUGUUGAGCGUGUUUUUAAGUGUAGUGCUGGAAUUAAAAUCAUCACCACGACUCGUAACCGCAAUAUUGCCAAAGGAGUUGGUGGCACAGUGUACACAAUGAAACCUCUUUCCCCUACCAACUCAAAAGAGUUGCUCCGAACCAAAGCUGAAGUUAAAAGCCAUGAUGCAGAGUUUGAUACACUGUCAGAUAAAGUUUUGCAUAAAUGUGGUGGUGUGCCAAUAGCUAUCACUAUGAUAGGUAACAUGCUUGCUAAAAUUCAAAGCAAGGACUGGCAUAUGGUGUAUGAUUCUAUUGGUCUGGAUGCGCGCAAGGACUGGGCUUUCGAGGACAUAAAGAUGGUGUUUGCUUAUAGUUAUUAUGCUCUACCCUAUAAUAUCAAGAAAUGCUUUUUGUACCUAAGCCUGUUCCCAGAAGGCCACUGGAUCGAGAAGAAUAUGUUAAUAUGGAGGUGGGUCGCUGAAGGCCUUGUUCCUGAUGGGUUAUUUGAGACUGGGGAGACCUAUUUCAAGGAGCUAGUAGAUAGGUGCAUGAUCCAGUGGGCAGUGAGCCCUUGUGGCCUCAGCCCAGGUGGUUGCCGUGUCCACAUUUUGAUGCAUCGCUUCAUCCGCGACUUGUCAAGCAGCGAGAAUUUCUCCACUGUACUAGACCUAGGCAUGAAGCAGGCGAGCACAUCCCAAACUGGACCCAUUCAUAGACUAGUCAUCCACAAGGGCCAAAAUCAAAACAGUAGCCUGGAAGUGGAGGAGGUGUUGUCAUUCUAUGCAUGCACCGGUAGUGGCUUGCCACCACUCCGGAGGUUUAAAUGGCUUCGUGUGAUAGAUCUGGAGAACUGUGAUUUAUCCGUCGGAGAUUGCAAUCUGGAGCAGCUCGGCAGAUUGAAAGUGCUGAAGUAUGUUGGGCUUGUCGGCACACCCAUAGCCAAGCUCCCAUGGAAGAUAGGACACCUCGAGCUCCUACAGAUGCUCGACGUGACGGCAACUGGCAUCAGAGAGCUGCCACCGUUCGUCGGAGAGCUAAGGAAGCUUAGGUGCCUGCGUGCUGGGAAGGGCACGAGGAUGAUGGGUCGGGUAGGGAAGCUGACAUGCCUGGAAGAGUUGUGGCUGCACUCGGCGGAAAAGUCCCCAGACUUCGCCGCCGAGCUCCAGAAGCUGAGCAAGAUGCGGGUGCUGGUGAUCCACUUCGAUGAGGUGGAUGAGGGCAUGCAGAAGAAGCUGGUGGAAUCCCUGGUCCAUCUGAACAAGCUCCAGGUCCUGCAUUUCUGGUUCAGCACAGGGGGAAAGGUCCGCCUUGACAGCUGGGAAGACAAUGUGCCCUUCCCAGAGCUCCGCCAGCUGCUGCUGUUCAGGGCCAUCCUACCCAAGCAGAAAUCGUGGAUCCAUCACUUGUCUGCUCCAAAACUCUACAAACUACUGCUGCAGGUGGAGACCUUGCAGGCAGAACACCUGGAGAUCCUUGGGCAGAUGUCGUCACUCUGCUUCCUCUCCCUCCACAUGGAGGAUAAGUAUCGGUUGGAAUAUCUCUACACGAACAUAGAGCUGGUAUGCGGGGACGCGGCGCUGCCAAGGAUCCACAAGCUGGAGCUGGCCCGUGUGAGGGUGGGAACGGACAUUGGCCUGCGGGGAAACAUGCCUCUACUCGAGAGGGCCACAUACCACCUCGACUGCAGGGAUUGCGACCUCGUGGAGGUGCAGAAGGCAGAAGAAGAGCUAAGGCAGGCGAGCCAAGCCCACCCCAACAGUCCAGUCCUCACCAUAACAAGAUGGAACGAUGACGUAUGUUCCUCUUCAUUUCAGGGACCGAGCUGGAGUGAUUCUGAAGAUGAAGGACAAGCCUCUACCGACAGCAUGUCAGCUUGUCUCAACGACCAUUUUACAGACAAUGUCGAGCCAGCGCCACCUAAGGCCGACACUGGCAGUGCACUCUCCUUGCUUAACAGCUCGGAUGGAGCCACUCUUUUGUCGGAGGAAGCUGCCGAGUCAACAAUCGGUCCUGUUCUCUCUGGUGGCUAUUGCUACAUCAACCAAGCUGGCUACCUAGAUUGCAGAGACACAACCUCUGGGGAAAGGUUAAACAAUGCUGAAGCCAUGGAGCCAACAAGUCUAAAGAUGGAAUUAUUAAGAAAGAUCACAAAGAAUUUCACCGAGGAGCGAGUACUUGGUAAAGGUGCAUAUGCAAAAGUUUACAGGGGUGUGUGCGAUGAUGGACAAGUGGUUGCUGUGAAGCUGCUCUAUAAUCUAAAGCGAACAAUUGAUGAUAAACAAUUCAUACGUGAGUUUAUAAACCUUAUGAUGCUAAAGCAUCCGAACAUCGUAGGGUUAGUUGGCUACUGCUACGAAACACAACGUCAACAUGCGGACUUUGAAGGAACCAUUGUUUUUGGUGAAACAACACACAAAGCACUUUGCUUCGAGUAUAUGCCUGAGGGGAGCCUGAGUAAGCAUCUGUCCGAUGAAUGCAAUGGACUUGAUUGGCAAACACGUUACAAAAUUAUCAAAGGGGCAUGUGAAGGUUUAAGAUACCUUCAUGAAGGAUUGGGUAAACCACUUUAUCAUCUGGACCUGAAACCAGACAAUAUACUUCUAGAUGAAAAGAUGGCCCCGAAACUUGCAGAUUUUGGUUUGUCCAAGUUCUACGGAGAAGAACAAACCAGGAUGACACAAAGUCCUAUUGGAACUAUUGGAUACACGCCGCCGGAAUACUUAUUUGGAAGAAAGGUCUCGAAGAAGUUUGACAUAUUUAGCAUGGGUGUUGUAAUGACAAAGAUAAUUGCAGGGCCUAGCGACCACGACACACAUGAUGAAAGGCAAAAAGAGUUUCUUGAUCAAGUACAAGGAAAUUGGAGAAAAAGGUUGCAGAUUCCAUCGAGUUCUCCUGAGCAACUAGAAGCACAAUGCCAACAAGUGAAAAGAUGCACUGAGAUUGCAUUGAGCUGCAUGGACAUGGAUUGGCGCAGAAGGCCAAGUAUAGUUAAUAUCCUAGAUGAACUCAAUGAGACUGAAAAAUGUAUUGAAAAGGCUACUAAUUAUGAACAAGAUCCAUCACCACCAAUUGCUUCCACUUCAAGCGUUGUUUAACAUGCAGCGUCACCUCCACCAACCACACCAUCUCCAGCACCAUGUGUCAUUGACACCUUCUCGGUCGUUCUGGUGCCAGACCGUGAUGAAAUUGACAUGAAGUGUGAUGCUAAAGAUCAAUUCGCAGAUAAUUCCAAAGCUGAGGCUAUCUUUUCAGAAAUGUUCAUAGAGGUGGGUGGCAGGUGUAGGAGAGAAGGAGGACCUACCAGUCGAAUCAUUUUCAACGGUUCAAGAGAUGUUCAGCAAUAUGGACUGGUUGUCUGGACUCUGAAAGCAGGAGUGACGCAGUCCAGUUCAUAAAAGCCAAGAUCGAGAUCGACGCAGCAUCCCUUACCGAGUUGUGAAGAAGAGACCUGGAGGCUUACCGGGCGGUCAGUUUGCACUUGUCUCAUGAUUAGUGGAUGACACAAAUGCGCAGGGAGAUGGCGCCACCGGGUACGGCAUAAGCCAAGCGGCCAAAGAGCAGGCGCCUGAGGCCACACCGCCCCUAUUCCGUGUCUAUCCAAGAGCAACUCACCAUGGCUAGGCCCCUCACCCUAGGGAGCCAGCAAGAAGAUGAAAUUCUUCGUUGGGGAAAUUUUUAAACAAAUCGAUUUGUAUUUGUGUGUUUGGGAACAAU
Triticum aestivum (bread wheat) is the source of this 4504-nucleotide messenger RNA. Its product is annotated as disease resistance protein PIK6-NP-like. Bases 1 to 3885 code for a protein of 1294 amino acids. The record is from RefSeq and is a predicted model, not a curated record. Gene Ontology annotation, molecular function: ADP binding; protein kinase activity; ATP binding. NCBI's taxonomy places the organism in Eukaryota, Viridiplantae, Streptophyta, Magnoliopsida, Poales, Poaceae. The transcript is spliced from 10 exons. Gene Ontology annotation, biological process: protein phosphorylation.